Molecule: messenger RNA, 4765 nt
Organism: Haliotis rubra (blacklip abalone)
Lineage: Eukaryota; Metazoa; Mollusca; Gastropoda; Lepetellida; Haliotidae
Exons: 3
Coding region: 608-1099 (163 amino acids)
Biological process (GO): regulation of transcription by RNA polymerase II
Cellular component (GO): nucleus
Molecular function (GO): DNA-binding transcription factor activity, RNA polymerase II-specific; RNA polymerase II cis-regulatory region sequence-specific DNA binding
Source: RefSeq, a predicted model, not a curated record
UGUCAAAUUAGGGGUCUAAUUUCAUUGCAAGGUUGGCAUCAUUCCAACAAUAUGGCGUGCAUAUUUACUAGUUUCGAUCAAUUCAUGGGUCAUAAAGAAGUACUUGGCAUAUUGUCAACAGAAGUAGUGAGGUGGGGAACGGCCUACAGUGUCAGUUCAGUUGUCUCCCCUACAUCGUCGCCACGGUGUCGCAAAGCCGGAAUGGUCAUCGAAGUGUUUAGGCUCGCGUCGACCACGAGGAAUUAAUUUAUUUCCGAUUGAGGAGAUAGUGAUGUCAUUCUUUUAGCACAACGCGAGCAAGGCAAAAUGUUAUUGUUUGGAAUCUAAAAAUAGCUCUAUCUAAUUCGGACUGGUGACGUCACCUUAGAAGGCAUUAUCUUGAACUUUGCUUUAUUCUGAUUAAAUAUUAAUUUCAAACUUACCAAAAAGGAUACAUUAUCGUUGAUAAAUAGCCAACAAUCAAUAUUUUAAGGAAAAGAAAUUUUUCGCAGCUGAAUUUCGAAUUAUUUCGUUUAUUUUCCGCUGAAACCAUUUGCUUCGAGGCUCGAGCUGAGAAAUACCACAACACGUCUUGCCCCCAGCUGAUCGUAGUAAAAGCGUGUCUGCCAUGACGAUGGCGAGCAGUGUGGACGUGCACGAGUCAACGUCGUUGACCACGGCAGCAUUUAUGCAGGAGCUGAGCGACUUGGACGACCUGACACUGGUCAAGGCGACUUAUGCCGCCCUAGAGAGCGGGCGUCUCACUCCCCUUUUGAAGGAAGAACUACGAUGCCGAAUACAAAGUCGCCGCCUCUCUGAAGGGAAAGACGAGCUCAUGGUCGAGUUCACGGCGCCCACCAAAGACGAGCCCCGCCCCGAGGAGCUGGCCAAGUUAGACAGGCGUAGGGAGCAGAAUCGACGAGCAGCUCGCAAAUUCCGUGAAAAGAAGAGAAACAAAACGGACAUUCUCAUGCAGGAGACCCAUCGUCUCGAAUCCAGUAACGACAGCCUACGCUCAGAAAUAUCCGAACUAGGCAAAGAGCGGACCAGACUACUAGCUGUACUUACUGAGCAUGCGCAGCUGUGUCACAUGACCAAGGUGGACAAUCCACCACCCUGACCUCUUUGCCCAGUAGCACCAAUCAAUAAGCUCACGUGGAUCUAUUCACUCAUCGCUCAUUGGUCAGUCAUAUGUCACGUGUCAUCAUCUCCUUGUGUCAAAGACAACCUUCACCCCUGACAGAAAGUUCAUCUGAUGAUGCAGCUUCGGGCCUCCCGUGUCACUGCCUGUAUGGGAUGUAGUUGCUGGGUAUUCUUGUAGCCUUGGCAACGUACCCUUCAACAAGAAACAUUUGAUCAACAACGACGUAUCUCAUGUAUGGACAAACAAGACGUCGUCGUUUUCCUCUUCCCGAAAAUAUGACAAAAUACACGCUGUCCAAAGCCUGACAUUUAUGACUUCAUUUAAUACAAAAUAUAAACCAUUUGUGCAGAUAUCAUGAAUAUGAUAUAUGUAACAAUUCGAUGUAUUAUAUAUAUGGAGGUUUUGUCUGAUUGUUCAGAUGUAUGUAAUAUAUACUGAUUGUUACAACUGUCUCUUAAAGUGUAUAUACGGAAAUAUUCUUAGUAUGGACCGUUCUGUACAAAUAUGACUUGACUUUCAAAUGGACAAUUCGUUAUAUUGUUAAAGUUUAAAUUGGAAUCAUAAAUGGCAUGUUUUUAAGUCUAUGCGUGAUUCGAUUAUCGAAAUAUCGAAAAAAUAUAUACAUGUAUCAACAGAGACACAAUUUACCAACAACUUACUAAAUAAGUCCCUUUGCGGCGACAGUUAGAAAUAUGUGACAGUCAACAGCAAUUUGUAUUAUGUUUGAUAUUUGACCACAGCCAAACGUUGAAACCAUUCUCUGAUUUUUGUAGCAAGAGUUAUAUAUGUACAACGUCUCCACGUUACAGAACGAGAAAAUAAAACCAUCGGUCAUGAAGCCGUAAUGAUGUGGACAAUUUCCGUAAAUUUGAUAAUUCCACAAAAAUGUCUUUUUGAAUAAAGCAAAAUGAUUUAACAAUAUCCAUGUGUAUAUUGUGCCACGUACAGGCCAACUGCUGCUCUUUAAAUUCUUCUACCUUUUCACAAACACUAGAAUAGGGCUUUAAACUGGAUUUAUAAACUGUUGUUUGUUGUCUUUAUUGGUAAUCGACUGGGAGUAUAUAGAACAUAUUGUACAGACAUCUAUAUCUAAUUAUAGCGUAGUACAUUUCUAGGGUAGUGAUGUUAGAAACACUGGUACUGCUUGUAGGCCAGACAGAUUGCUUUGCAUAAAAAUGCAAGAUAUGUUAAUGUGUUUUCCUGAAUAUAUCAAGAGCGUUCGAGAUAAUAUCAACAUUGUCUGCGGAAAAAUAAUUAUAUAUAAAGAAGUAUAUUUGUCAUUGUUUUAUAGCCUGGUGAUGUCACAAGGUCAAAUUUGUUUGAGAAACAUUUGAUUAAUUCCUCAUGGCAUCUGAGUGUCACACUGCGCGUAGAGGUCGGUGUGAGGUGUUUGUUUCAUUCGGUAUUCACAUACUUUGAUGAUGUGGUAUACCAGGUGUAAUAUAUCCGAAUGUUUUAUAGAUCUGACCAUUUCCUUCACAAUGACGUCAGUAAUUAACACGAAGUUUUUAAUUGAGAUGAAGUCAUUACAUGAUGUCAUACAGUCACCACGUGUCAUGCAGCUACUUGGUAAAACGAGGUCACUGCUUGUUAUGCUACGUGUCAUGUAACACUGACGUUACGUUGAUCACGCGACUAGAAGCGUCAUGUCGUCACUACGUGUCAUUCGACGGGUAGAGCUACGUGUCAUGUGUCCAGAUAUACUAUGACAAGCCUUGUUUUACUGCGUUAUUGGACUAGUAGCGCUACGUGUUAUGUGACAAGUAACGCCAUGACGUCCCUUGUCCUGAGACUAGUAACUAUGUGUCAUUACGCGUCACAUGACUAGUCGAGUCUUGUAGGUACUUCACGAGCAAUGCAGCUAGAAACGGUGUGAACCCACCGAGUGUCAUGUGAUUCUCAUCAUCUUUCUGUCAUUACCCAUCAUGCAGCUGGAAAAGCCAUGUAGUGAUAACGUCAUAACUAGUAACGCUACGUUUCCUUUGACUAGUUUGCCAUGUUACUCGUAACGUCACAUAGUCGUCAAUACUGACGCUACGUGUCUGUGACCAGUUACGCUUCGUGACUAGUAAGGUUACGUGUCAUGUGAUUAGUAACGUCAAGUAGUCAGUUACGCUUCGUGACUAGUAAGGUUACGUGUCAUGUGAUUAGUAACGUCAAGUAGUCAGACCGUUUCGUGACUAGUAACGCUACCGAUCUACUGACUAGUAACGUAGUCAGAAUGUUUCGUGACUAUUACGUUUACUUGUCCUGUGACCAUUAACGCUACGUGUCCUAUGGCUAGUAACGUGAUAUAGUCAGUACGUGUCAUGGCUAUUAUAAGCUACGUGUCACAUGACAAGUAACGCCACGUGUCCGGCAUAUAGUCAACUGUAACGUCUUACAGUGUUAGCCUCAUCUACCUCCUGAUGGAUGCCACUACCCCUAACAAGAUGAAAAGGGCGACGUCACGCUGCUGUCGUCUCACCAAUGGCUGCCUGGCAGAUCUGACAAACCUGUUAUUCACCUUUCGCCAACUUGAACCUCACCCCCAGUAUUGCGCCAAGUAACUUGUUUAAGAAUACGAUGAAUAGAAACAUCGUCGAUAAAUUGGUUUAGUUUUACUCUAAAUAGUUCCUUAUGUGAAAUUAUUCCAGCGCUUAUAUAUUCCUCGGAACGUGGAACCCUGUCUUCUCACGUCACUGUGUUUGAUUUGUAGUGACGCGCCGGGAGGUUGACACGUCUUAAUGAGGAGAAAAAACAACCUCUUACUGACAAUUCAAGGAACAUACGAUAUAUCUAACUGUAUGAAGGAGAUAAGCUCAGUAUCUUGUUAGGUAUUAAUUAUACAGUCAUUUGUCGUUAACAGUAUCCUCCGUGUUCGGAGAACCUGGCGACGCCAUACUCGAGCAUAUGGUUGAGCAAAUAUGUCACGUGGAUAAGUACAUACAGGGACGUCCAUGCAUUGGCGUCAUCAAUGUCUUGUCUUGCUCAAUGUCCCGACCUCAUCGGGUCACUUGUCCUGACCCUAGUGCAGGUCAUCUUCCUGAUCCUAGCAGACGCCCUGUACUGACCCUGCGGGCGUCCUGUCCUGACCCUAGCAAACGUCCUUUCCAAAUCCUAACUGGCGUCGUGUCCAACCCUGCGGGUGUCCUGUCUUGACCCUAGCAAACGUCCUGUCUAAACCCUAACUGGCGUCGUGUCCAACCCUGACGGGCGUCCUGUACUGACCCUGACGGGCGUCCUGUACUGACCCUAACGGGCGUCCUGUCCUGACCCCAGCGGGUCCUGUACUGCCCCUGGGUAUGUCCUGUCCUGACCCCAGCGGGUCCUGUACUGCCCCUGGGUAUGUCAUGUCCUGACCCCAGCGGGUCCUGUACUGCCCCUGGGAAUGUCCUGUCCUGACCCCAGCGGGUCCUGUACUGCCCCUGGGUAUGUCCUGUCUUGAGAGGGGUAGUGGCGACCUUCUGAUUGUCCCCCUGAUGUCAGCCAAUCAAUCAUUAUCGAUCUUUGUGUUCAAGUAACUCAGCAUGGGAAAUGAUCUCAAGAUCAAUACUGUUUUUGAUCAGUUUUCAGUACAUGAUCAUUAUAAUCAGAUUUUUAUUCUACCUUUUGAGCUUUUUUAUCUUGAGCCAUAAAAUGGCAAUAAAAUUUGAGGAUGCA